Molecule: messenger RNA, 1457 nt
Organism: Carcharodon carcharias (great white shark)
Lineage: Eukaryota; Metazoa; Chordata; Chondrichthyes; Lamniformes; Lamnidae
Gene: ndufaf4
Product: NADH:ubiquinone oxidoreductase complex assembly factor 4
Exons: 3
Coding region: 114-644 (176 amino acids)
Biological process (GO): mitochondrial respiratory chain complex I assembly
Cellular component (GO): mitochondrion
Source: RefSeq, a predicted model, not a curated record
UUCUUGUUAGCGUCGCGUGGACUGUCUGGGAAACGGAGAGCUCCUCAGUACGUUGCUCCGGGAAACCAGGUGUUCUUCGGAACGUUGUCCGGAGGCUUAAGAAGAAUGUGACAAUGGGGGCGCGUUUGACACGUGCGAUGCGGAACUUUAACCUAGAGAACAGAGCGCACAGGCAGAUCAGCAAAGAGAAGCCGAGGAUCGCACCGAGGCACCCGAGCAGUGAGGCACUGAUCGAGCAGCCGCUCAGCGACCACCCUGAAGUACAUGAAGCUCAUAACAAGAAUGAAAAACUUUUGUCUUUACUCAAAGAUGUUUAUGUUGAUUCCAAGGAUAUUCCUGCAAAGAAACAUGUAAGUGCUGAAACAUCCAAGCAGCUGCAAGAGCACAGACUUCUCAAAUCUACUUUGAAUUAUGAGCUGUUCAACAUUACAAAGGUUCCCAAAGGCAAGUUGAGCAUACCAGAGGCUCUUACAAUCCUCAACAACCACAAACUUCAGCCCAAAAUAUGGACAACUGACAAAAUAGCUGAAGAUUACAGUCUAGAACUUAAAGACGUUAAAGGACUGCUGGAAUUUUUCAAACCAUUUGAAAUAAAAAUUCUACCUCCAGAACAAAAUGAUAAAGAACGUAUAACUGCAAGUUAGUAAAUAUGCACACUUUCAGACUAUUCAUACUUUAAUUCUUUCUAUUAAAUGACUUUGAUAUCUUUACUGUAUUUAAGGUUUGCAAUGUGUUCAGGUCAUUGGAACAGUAUGGAUAUUGUGUCUGGAAGCAUUGGGCUUUUACUGAGACCUGUGGGUGAACUAGUACAGGGCCACAAAGUUGUAUUCUAGAUGUGAUCUACCCCACAAUAUAUUAUCAUCACUGCACUGUGGCUUUUCACUUGCUAACUGUUCAUAUUAUAGUGAGUGUCUCACUACAAUCUAUCUAUCCCAUUAAAACUCAGGAACAAUAAACCUUGGAAAUGUGCAACCACUCUGCCAGCUUCAUGUGGAUUACUGUAUUUUCCAGUUUCUAGUACAUGUUAGAAACUAUAAGCUUUAUACUGACUACUCACUGCCUGGUUUCAAUAAAGGCCUCUUGCUAUAUAAAAUUGUCUUUGCUUAAUCCUUGGUCAGCAAGGUGGUUAUCUCAAUGUGUUGUAUAUUGAGUUAGUUCUGUUAAUGUAAAAUGAGUGGUAAAGUGCAAAUAGAUUUCUUUAAUUCCUAUAAGCUUGUGAACGUACUUUAACCUUGGAUACAGUUAAAAUGUUUUGUCUACAAACAUUGGAAAUCCAAAUUGUGAAUAACAAUAUUUCAUUGCGGCUGUGAUUUCACUCCCCUCUAUUCAUUAGUGUCUUUCUAAGGUAGUUCUAAUUCGUUUCUCGCGCUAAAGCUUCAGAAUGUUUGGUUCCUCGGAUUGAUAAGUACAAGUAAAUUUGAGCAACCUUGCGGAUUUAAUAAAAGAGAAAGAAAGCU